AUGACAAUAGUAAUUGACAGAGACAAUAAACCUCAUCCUUACCAUCCUAAUGUUCAUCAUCAUAAUAAUUCUUCUCCUAACCGACAAUCGCAACCACCACCGCAAUUGCAACAAAAUUUGAUCACUGAUUAUACAAUUGCUCGUAAAUCUUCAACUAUUAAAGGCAUUCUUAAUCAUCCUUCCAAGACUAUUAAUGACUUGUGGAAUAAUGAGAAUGAAAUGACGAGGAAACAAUAUCAUCAUGUUUCUUUUGGCGGUGUUUGUUUGAAUAGAGGAAGUGGUAGUAGUGAUAGCUCAUCGUCAGAAUCUGAAGAUUAUAAAAGUAUCAGAGUUGAAAAUAUUUACGAAGAGGAAGAUGAUGAUACAACUGAUUCACCUAUCAACUCUUCUGCAUUAUCUUCUUCUCCCAUUUUACAAUACCAACAUAAAAAUCUCAAUUAUGAAGUUGAAAGUAACGAUAAUGAUGCUGAUGAUAAUUUAAGUGAUUAUUCUGAUAGUUAUUGGGUGACAAAUCCUGAUGAAGAAAUCUUUGUUUUUAAUAGUAGUAGAGAAAUACAACUUUUACGAAUCAAAAAAAAUGUUUUGAGUCAUUUUUGA
Messenger RNA from Entrophospora sp. SA101, 597 nucleotides. NCBI's taxonomy places the organism in Eukaryota, Fungi, Glomeromycota, Glomeromycetes, Entrophosporales, Entrophosporaceae. The record is from the annotation of a GenBank genome assembly.